Molecule: messenger RNA, 1286 nt
Organism: Dinoponera quadriceps
Lineage: Eukaryota; Metazoa; Arthropoda; Insecta; Hymenoptera; Formicidae
Gene: alc
Product: 5'-AMP-activated protein kinase subunit beta-2
Exons: 5
Coding region: 214-1062 (282 amino acids)
Biological process (GO): signal transduction
Cellular component (GO): nucleotide-activated protein kinase complex; cytoplasm; nucleus
Molecular function (GO): protein kinase binding
Source: RefSeq, a predicted model, not a curated record
CAUUCUCGAAAACCACUUGCUGGCAUGUUGGUCAUGACAAAUUAUACCAUUGUAUACGAUUAGUCGUGUUAUAAUGAUAUUCAGGUUUCUUAUGCGUACUUUUUCCACUAAAAUUGUUGUUUUUUCCAAUGACGAAAGGUUAUUUAUUAUUGUUAAAUAACCUAUAAUCCAUCAAUGCCUUAUGUGUAACAUGGUACUGUCGUGCUUGUAAUAAUGGGUAAUGCGGGAAGUAAUCAACCUGUCAGCCAUCAUCAUGGCACUACAGUGAACAGAGAGCAUCGACACAGCAAGGAUCAUCCACCAUCUUCUCCGGGAAAAGAAGGCCAAGUGUUCAUUUUUGACAAGAAACCUAGCCAGAAACUUGUUUUUCAGUCUUCCCACGAGGAAGAAGAGCCAUAUUUUGCAAAGACUGGCCAACAAGAUGGAGAGGAUUUUGGAUCGCAACGACCAAGAUCCAAUACUGUUUCUGAAGGAACAAAAGUUGCAGACAACAAGGUGCUACCAACUGUUUUCAAGUGGGAAGGUGGUGGAAAGCAAGUGUACAUUAGUGGCACAUUCACUGGAUGGAAGACAUUGCCAAUGGUGAAAAGCCAUGGAGACUUUGUGACAAUUAUUGACUUGCCAGAAGGAGAGCAUCAGUAUAAAUUCUUUGUCGAUGGAGAAUGGAGGCACGAUCCUGGACUGAAAAUUGUGGACAAUGGAAUGGGUUCCAAAAACAACUUAGUGUCUGUAAGGAAAUCCGACUUCGAAGUGUUUCAAGCUCUCGCAAAAGACAGCGAGGGUGUCACUAGUAGCGCUCAAACGGAAUAUGGACAAGAGAUACCACCGCAUAAACCCUGGGAGAAGGUACCUGGCCCGCCUAUUUUGCCGCCGCACCUGCUGCAAGUUAUCCUCAAUAAGGAUACGCCGCUGUCCUGCGAACCUACUCUCCUACCCGAGCCAAAUCACGUCAUGCUGAACCACCUUUAUGCCUUAAGUAUUAAAGACAGCGUGAUGGUCCUGUCAGCAACGCAUCGUUAUCGUAAAAAAUACGUCACCACUUUGCUCUACAAGCCGAUCUAAGCGUUAAGUCAUUCCCGUAUACAUAUUCGUUGGUGCUGGUCGUUUACUGGUUAUUACGGUAUUAACGCCCGGGUGACGUGAUGUUGUAGCUGGAAACUUUCCGAGUUUUCGAGGCAAGGUAGAAAAUUAACAUCUAGAGAUGUCUGUUUUUUGUCGCUACGUUUAUUAUACCUCAGUCACAUGUAAAAUAUUGUAAUUACUAUUUAUUAAAGUCAGACAUUUUA